Molecule: messenger RNA, 1803 nt
Organism: Morchella sextelata
Lineage: Eukaryota; Fungi; Ascomycota; Pezizomycetes; Pezizales; Morchellaceae
Exons: 4
Coding region: 1-1803 (600 amino acids)
Biological process (GO): DNA integration
Molecular function (GO): nucleic acid binding
Source: RefSeq, a predicted model, not a curated record
AUGGCUGAAGGUGAAGAAUGGAAAACAGCCUUUCGUACGCGUUACAGGCACUUCGAAUAUACGGUGAUGCCCUUCAGCCUUACCAAUGCGCCAGCCACCUUCCAAAACUUUAUUAACGAUUGCGUUCGCAACUACCUUGAUAUGUUCUGUACAGCCUACCUUAACGAUAUUUUCAUCUACAGCGACACCUUCGAAGAACACCAAGUAAAUGUCGAAAAGGUCCUAGAAGCCCUACAAAGAAAUGGAGUACUGCUGAAACCAGAGAAAUGCAAAUUUCACACACAGAGCACCACCUACCUUGGCCUUGUUAUUGAACCCAACGGCAUUAAAAUGGAUCCAAGAAAAGUGCAGACAGUGAAGAAUUGCACCGUCCCCAAAACAGUUAAGGAUGUGCAAGCAUUUCUGGGUUUCGCUAGCUUUUACCGCCGAUUCAUACGUGGAUUCUUGGAACUGGCUUCCCCUCUUACCAGACUGACACGCAAGGACAUAUCAUUCGAAUGCAUAUCCGAAGCUCAAACUGUCUUCAAUGCCCUGAAAGAAGCCUUCACAACCGCUCCCAUCCUUACCCAUUUCGACCCGGAGAAAGAAAUUACUGUGGAAACUGAUGCAUCUGACUAUAUCUCUGCCGGUGUACUCUCCCAAUACGAUGAUAAUGGUACCCUUCGACCCGUCGCAUACUUCUCAAAAAAGCACUCCCCUGCCGAAUGCAACUACGAGAUUUACGAAAAGGAAUUACUGGCGAUUAUUCGAUCCUUUGAGGAAUGGCGACCGCAACUUGAAGUGGCUGCACACCCAAUCGCCGUCAUAUCCGAUCAUAAGAAUCUCGAAUACUUUAUGAAUACUAAACAACUUAACCGGAGGCAAGCACGCUGGGCGGAAUACCUAUCACGGUUCAAUUUUGUUAUCAAAUCAGGAGAUCUCCCUGGGGAGGGGAAUGAAAGGCAAUUACAUCAGAGUCAAGUCGUAUUGAAGAAGGAGAAUCUUGAAGCAAAGCUAAGUUUGUUGGCGGGUUCUUUUUCAAACGAACCCGCUGAAAUGAACGCCUCACUGAAUACACUAUUUGACGAAGGAUAUAACUCUGACCCGUUCCCACAAAAGAUACUGGAUAUGCGGUACAAAGGCGAGCGACAAUCAAAGGGCAUAUCACUCGCUGAAUGUACCGAGGUUGAAGUUCGGAACUGCCACCCCUGUCAACGAACUAAACCCAACACCCAUGGAAAACUCGGCGUACUUCGACCUUUACCGAUUCCUGAACAGCCAUGGCAGGAGGUAUCAAUGGACUUUGUUACUGGCCUACCGGAGAGCGAAGAGUACAACGUGAUUAUGGUAGUCGUUGACCGGUUAACAAAAAUGCAACAUCUCCUACCCUAUAACACCACCGUCAACUCCGAAGACGUCGCCCAACUAUAUUUGCGAAAUAUAUGGAAACUCCAUGGGCUACUCAUACAUGUCACCUCCGACUGCGGCAUGCAAUUUACAGCCAGAUUCUGGAGAGCUCUCUGUAAACACUUCGGCAUCGAAGCAAGAAUGUCCACUGCCUUCCACCCGGAGACCGACGGCCAAUCCGAAAGGCUGAACGCCCUCUCUAUGGCAGAAUUCUCCACCAACAAUCAAGUCUCCGCAUCCACCAAAGCUACACCAAUCUUCGCGAACUAUGGUUUCCACUCCCAGUUUACAGUGACGAUUAAAUUGCUUCGCAGGACCCCACCAAGCCUCAAUGCUAAAGACUUCGCCUCGAAGAUGAAAGAACUCCACGAAUACCUACGUUCCAAUAUCCGCACCACGCAAGACCAACAAGAGUAG